AUGCUGACAUCAGGAUACCGGGGCCCCGGUGCUUAUCGGGGAGUCGCCCAGGGUCUGCUCGAUCUCGCUAAGAAAGAAGGUAUCCGGGGAUACUUCCGGGGUUUUUUGCCAUCAUUAUUUGGAGUCCUCCAGGCCGCGAUUCAGUUUAUGACAUACGAGAAGCUUAAAAUCUGGCGACGCUCAAGUCGUCUCGAAUCGUCAAUUUCAGAUGGUGACAGGCAGCAACUACAAUCAGGUUCGAGACAGCAAGAGCAUAAAGAUGCAGCUUACAAUGGAAGUUCUAACAGAGAGGCAAUUGGUCAUAAGCGAAAUCGUGACAUCUCUGGAGCUCGUCAAUUGGCGCACCAGUCGCCAGCGCUCUCAAACUCGGACUACAUGGCCUUAUCUGCGCUGUCAAAAGUAUUUGCCGGCGUAUUGACGUACCCGUAUCAGGUGAUACGUUCGAGGCUACAGACACACGAUGCGGCUACGGUCUACUCUUCGGCAAGAAACGCUGUUUCUCAAACAUGGAAAUCCCAAGGUCUUGCUGGGUUUUAUCGAGGCAAAGUCCCCCCCGGUCCUCGCCUUUUGCCCUUCAAUAAGACUGUCGGCUCCGUCGGCUCAUGGUGGGAUAUGUCUUAA
Messenger RNA from Orbilia oligospora ATCC 24927, 621 nucleotides. RefSeq lists its product as uncharacterized. Gene Ontology annotation, cellular component: mitochondrion. The coding region runs from base 1 to 621 and encodes 206 amino acids. The record is from RefSeq and is a predicted model, not a curated record. Gene Ontology annotation, molecular function: FAD transmembrane transporter activity; folic acid transmembrane transporter activity. Lineage: Eukaryota; Fungi; Ascomycota; Orbiliomycetes; Orbiliales; Orbiliaceae. Gene Ontology annotation, biological process: folate import into mitochondrion; nucleotide transport. The transcript has 3 exons.